AUCUUCUCGUUUCCACACCACCACAUCACACAGAAAAAAACCGUCUCUGCGCAUAGCCAAAUCGUCUCAAGCAAUGAAGGCCACCUUGCUUGCCCUCUUCCUUGUCCUCGCCUUCACCUCAGCCAAAGCUGAUUUUGUGAUUGACACUGAAGGCAACCGCAUGAGAAAUGGCGGCCAAUACUACAUCCUCCCAGCCCAUGAGGGAAACGGCGGCGGCAUCGACCUCGCUGCUACCGGCAAGGAAUCUUGCCCUCUUACCGUUGUCCAGACCCCCUCUGAACAAUCCAACGGCUUACCCACCAGAAUUUCAUCUCCAUACAGAAUCGCAGAUCUCCCCACAAAUUUCCCUGUGGAAUUCACGGUCGUUGCACCGCCAAAAUGUGCCCAGACGCCGGCGAAAUGGACGAUUGUGGGCAGAGAAGAUGAGAGAAGGGAAGUGAAACUUGCCGGGCACAAAAACACCGAGCGUGGUUCGUUUGAAAUUAGGACCCAUCGUGGUACGACAUAUAAGAUGGUGUUUUGUCCCAGUGAUGAAGAAUAUUCUUGUGCAGCUCUUGGGAUUUCCAAGGACAAGAAAGGAAACAGGCGUUUGGUUAUUGAUAAUGACAAUCCUUUCAUUGUUGUGUUUCAAAGAGCUGGAUCAUCUGCUGAAUGAAAGAGCUUUCUCUAUCGAAAUGGUGAUGAAGCCACAACUAGUUGCAAGCAGUUUAUAUAACUCCUUGCACUUACAAAAUAAUAUAUGAAAUAAUGCUUCAUCUGCCUUCCUUUUCUCCAUGUGUAUCUGAAGUCUAAAAUAAAUAAAAUUAUAUAUCUCAA
This is a messenger RNA of Prosopis cineraria, 816 nucleotides long. RefSeq names its product trypsin inhibitor DE5 alpha chain-like. The record is from RefSeq and is a predicted model, not a curated record. The transcript has a single exon. The coding region runs from base 74 to 655 and encodes 193 amino acids. Gene Ontology annotation, molecular function: endopeptidase inhibitor activity. Lineage: Eukaryota; Viridiplantae; Streptophyta; Magnoliopsida; Fabales; Fabaceae.